ACCAAAAGAUCUUCCUCCACCGUCCCGUCGCUUCCGCCCUCUCUCUCCCUCUCCGCCGCGAGAGGCCGCGAACGACGGCCCGCCUCGCCGGAAAACCCUCGGUUCCUCGGCGGCCGGAGACUCUCCCUCCGAUCGCCACCUCCGGAAUCGCUCGGCCCGACGCGGAGAGGGCUUCGGGGUUUCCUCGCCCCAUGCUUCUCCGUCGCGCGUAGUGUCCCGAUAUCGGCCGUCCGGAUAAGGCGUCGGGAGCUAUGGAUCCCUCCGCCGGCGACGCGGCCUCGCCGCCGCCUCAUCGCGGGGCGAGGGGCGAGAGCGGGAAUCUCUCCGUACUGCUCCGAUUGUUCCUGGCUCUCCUUUUCCCCGUCGUCUUCUUCUUCUCCUCGUCGUUCGUGAUCGGCGUCGUCGCCCUCCUCGUCAGUAACUUCUCGAUCCCCAGCCCUAUGUCGCUGCCUGCUCAGUGCAAAAUCGUCUCCAGCAGUGUGGAUAUAAGGUCGUCUAAAGUUUGCGAGCUUGGGCUGUUGAAUUAUAACGCCAAGAUUGUCUUCAGCUCGUCCGAGAAAAGGAAAUUCCGGUGCCAUUAUGAUUACUAUUGGGCUUCAGUAUUUAAGGUAGAAUAUAAGGAUCAUUUAUCAGGUCAGACUCAAUUAGCACUUGCAGAGGCCCCAAACGAGGCCCUUCCUGCUGAUUGCAGACCUGGUUUUGGGGUUGCUUGGUUGACCAAAGAUAAAUUUAAGGUGAAUAAUACUUAUGACUGCUGGUAUGCAUCUAGCAAUUCCAAAGUAAGCAUCUAUCAUGAUGACUUCUUCAGUUGUCAAGCCAAAGAUCCAUCUGCAAUGGAGAUGAUGAGGAGAUACUAUAUAUUGUUCUUGGAGAUUUUCAAAUCCUGGGUAACUGGCAAGAUCAGGGCUAAAUAUUGGAAAUGGGAAACCAUUGUUGGGGUGGUUACUGGUUUCUCAACCUCCUUAAUAUCAAUGAGUUUUAUCAGACUUUUUCAACAGAUCAAAUCUCGGCAUCGGUCGCAUCCAACCAGGAACCUGCCUUGCACAGUUAGUGCAAACCGAUUAAAGCGUGCUUGUUUGUUUGUGGCAUAUGUAUCUUUUACUGGUUGGCUUGCUUUACAAUAUGGAAAAAGGCUGGGCCUUCCCCUCAUUUAUAUUUAUAGGUAGUUUGGAAAAGCCAUUUUUUGUCACCUUGCCAUAUAGGAAUCUGCUACUAAUGUAAUUGCAGGAUCUUGUUAUAUAUUUGUAAUUAGCAGAAAAGAGACAAACGUUUGCUCAGCAAGUGUUUGGUUCUGUGUGGAAUAGCGGGAUAUAUGUAGUGAAGGGAAUUCAAGCAAGAGGCAAUUCAAAAUGCUGUGGUUGAUCUCUUAAUCAUCCUGAAUUUGUGAUGUGAGAUGUGAAUUGAGUAUC
Eucalyptus grandis is the source of this 1409-nucleotide messenger RNA. RefSeq lists its product as uncharacterized. The record is from RefSeq and is a predicted model, not a curated record. Lineage: Eukaryota; Viridiplantae; Streptophyta; Magnoliopsida; Myrtales; Myrtaceae. The coding region runs from base 252 to 1166 and encodes 304 amino acids. The transcript has 5 exons.